AGAAAUUCAGAACUUCCUGAUUUCGAUCUCAAAGAAAAAUUGGACAGAAAAAAAGUUAACAAAAUUUAUAAUUUCCAUCACCACAUAUCCUAUAGUGAAUCAGUCGUGACGAUUGCGGUAUCUGUGUUUUAUACGUCCUUAAAGAUGUAAUACACAGCUGAAACGGGACCACAGUGUUGUGGUGAUGAGGACAACGACACAGCGCGAUGUUACACCAGUCAUGUACGGUAACCCGACACUUACCCUCCUGGUUGAUAUUGUCCGUUGGACAGUUAAGGUUUGUCGGACAUCUAUUUUGUAAAUAAUCUCCCAGCAGCCCUUGUGGCUGUCACUUUCACCUUUGUGUCUUCCUGAUGUAGGUGUCACUGUUACUAAAGUUAAGAACGUUCAGCGAUAACGCCGUACUGGGAAAUACGUAGACUGGGAUGAAAACUGCUUCAAAAUGAAAAUUAUUUGUGCAAUUCUUGCCCCAUGUGUUGUGUAUUUUAUAUUUGUAAUCUUCUUCGAAUCGGAGAGGGAUCAAAUCACCGAAACAAGAACUGACCAGUCAACUAUGAUCUUUUCCCGGCGGAAGAGACAAUCACCGAGAAACAAUUACACACUGGAGAUCCUUUUCGUCGUGGAUCCUGUGGUCCUAAAUUGGUUUAAAAGUCAAAUUGGGCCAGGAACAGAGGAGCAGAUUUUAGAACAAACAAUCAAUGUAACGAGACUGCAUUAUCUUCGUGUUUUUAAUGGGAUAAAAAUAAGAUUCAUGAAUUCUCCAGAAAUAGAUGUGAAAUUGGAGCUGGUGGACAUCACUUUCACAAAGAAUCUGAGUUUUCCAUUACCUAUCUCUUACACCCCCGACUCUCGAUCUUUGAUCCCCGCCCCAGGUGUCUUAGACGCUUUCAGGGAUUGGAUCAAUACAACAGAACUUCCGGACCAUGAUCACGCUCUGUUUUUUACGGGGUACAAUUUAACAUACGGAGGCUCGGCAUCCUCCACAGGGUUGUCUUAUCCCGAGUCCGUCUGUACGGGGCAGGCGGUGUCUGUGGUGGAAGAAUUUUAUGAUGAGCGGACUGCUGUUUACGCCGCCCAGGAACUGGGAAGAAGCCUUGGAUCUAGACUUGACAUGGAUGGUAACUUCUGUCGAUCCACCAAUCUGAAUAUCAUGUCCACCAAAUUUGUCUUCAACAGUCCGAAGACAUCGAAUCUAUGGAAGUUUUCUCGAUGUUCCAUCGUCUACAUUAAAGCUUUUCUCCGGAAGUUAGACAGCGAUGGAAAGGACUGCGUGAGAACGCUGAAGACUGACGUCAUACAGACCCAAGUACCGCCAACCCCUGAUCCCGAUACACAAUGUAGAACGGCUUUAGGUCUGGAUUCAUUUCUAUGCAGAGCUGUGACUGGAACUGACUACAGCGCCCUCUGUGGCGGAAUGUCCUGUUUCGUGCCGAAGUCUACCACGUGUUCUGACAUACUUCCGCUGGACGGCACUGUUUGUGGAAACUAUUCGGUAUGCCAAGAAGGUCAAUGUGUGGAAUCAAGUGACGGCAGAAACGUUCCGGAGAGUUGCCCGUUUGGUGACCAACCCGUGCUGCCGGACAGUGUAGGAUGUUCGGACAGAAUCUACGGCAGGCCGUUCGAUUGUUACCUGCCAUCGUUCAAUGCUGCCUGCUGUCAGUCGUGUGAGGAAAUCAAAACGGACAUAGGAGAUUGCGAGUACGGGGACAGGAUAGACAGAUGUCAGUACUCAAAGUGUUCAACAUACAACAACUUCACUCGUGAAAACCUCUGUUGCCUGACCUGCAAAAACGGUAAAUCGCCAUAUUCCGCUUCGACUGACGCGCCGUUAUCAACUACGUCAUCGGAUUCUGUUUUCUACGUCACAUCUGAUGAUGCAAAGUCAACACAAAAUGGUACGUCACUCAUACGCACCACAACACCAGUGCCACCCAGUACAACUGAAUCAACUUCAACUACACGAUCCUCAACAAAAACUGUUCCCGCAACAACAGAACCAACUACCCAGUCUGAUUAUGACACUACUUCUGAAUCCAGUCCGGCAGUGACUACUGCCUUCGUUUCCAAGACCACGUCACCAUUUACAACGGACCAAACAACAUCAACAUUCGACGUAUCUUUCACACCAGUUGACACAACUUCGUCGUCAUCAACAGACAGUACUCUUACGUCAUCAGCAGAUAGCACUAGCACUCUGACGUUAUCAACAGAAAAACUUAGCUCUCUGACGUCAUCGGCAGACAGCACUUACACUUUAACGUCAUCAACAAAGAAGAGUAGCACUCUGGCUUCAUCGACAGACAGCUCUAGUUCUCUCUCGUCAUCAAGAGACAUCACUAGUACACUGACGUCAUCGGCAGAUAGCACUUACAUUCUGACGUCAUCAACAGACAGCUCUCUGACGUCAUUGACAGAAGAAUCUAGCACUCUAUCAGCAGGUACCACUGGCACUCUAUCAUCAACAGCAUAUACUAUGACGUCUUCAGCAGACAAAUCUCUCCUAUCAACAAAAACAGACGUUGUUCUUUCAUCUACAUCGACAAAGACAACUAUGUCGGAAUCUACAAGAACCACCACUUCGCUGUAUACUUCCAGAAGAUCAUCUUCCAUUGUUGAGAGCACUACGUUUCCAACUUCUUCUGACGUCACGACGUCAACACCGAUCACCACACCUUCGUCCGGCGGUAGUAGUGAAGUGGAUUCGUGUGGCGAAUCCUCAAGUGCGGAUAGCAGCGAGAAAAAGAGAAAGAAAAUAUGGGAAAAGAAAUUAAAGGAACAAGAAAAAGAGAGAAAAAGGAGAGAAAAGCGAAUGAAGGAUUUAAAGAAAAAAUACGAAAAGUUGCUGAAGCAAUUGAGGAAGUAUCUAGUGUCUCUGCAUUUCCAGCGCUUAUGGUCUUACUAUUACUUUCCUAAUUACAGGAAGUCAUGAUGUGCAUUGCCUGUAUUUAUUGUGUGUUAUUCAAAUUCAUAUCGAUAACCAUAAAUUAAACGUUCACCAAGUCAAA
This is a messenger RNA of Ostrea edulis (European flat oyster), 3005 nucleotides long. RefSeq lists its product as uncharacterized. The transcript is spliced from 16 exons. Gene Ontology annotation, molecular function: metalloendopeptidase activity. Bases 443 to 2929 code for a protein of 828 amino acids. Gene Ontology annotation, biological process: proteolysis. The record is from RefSeq and is a predicted model, not a curated record. Lineage: Eukaryota; Metazoa; Mollusca; Bivalvia; Ostreida; Ostreidae.